UGCGGUUUUGCGGAACGGGCCGUUGCGGUGAAUGCGUGAUUGAGGUCCCGCAGCUAUUAUUCGUUCCCCUCUUUGGGGCCGGAGUGCACGGCGCGGAGGAGCAGCCGGAGCAGCUUUGUUAUAGGAACAGAGAAGCCUUGUGUCCUCAUGAUUAAUUCAUGUCCAGCUGCGGGAUGGAGACAGAAGCAGCCAGUCACACACAGACAGGAGCACGUACUUAAAGGAGGCUGAAAUAAGUAACUACCGGUCUGGUAGCCAUGGGAGACAGGAGAGACAGGUUGUCACAGAAAUGGGUAGCAAAGGAGAUGAGACGAUAAAAAAAAAAAAAAGGAACCAAAGAGGGGCUCUCAUCAUCGUCUCCGCUGUCUGACACGCUUUCUGGCUGUACCAGGGAGGAGCAGAGCAUCCUGCAGAGAGACACGCAUCUGUUGUGUGGCUCCUCUGCAUCCCUCUCCGGCUACACUCUGAAUGUCAAGCCCCACUGAGCAGAACAGGCUCCGGGUCGUCAUGGAGACAAGAGCAGACCCCUGCUGGAACAGAGGCAGGUAGUCACUGUGGCUCGGCCGGCCCGCUGUGAGCCGAGGCACGCCCUCUGCCGUCCACUGAUUGCAUCAGGCCCCACAGGGGGGGGGGGGGGCUCAGCUAAUAGAGCGUCUGAAGGUCUGAAUGGCUUUGGAUGUGAAACACUGUGGAAAUGAUCAGUGCACACAGUGCAUUAGCUCUGGGGACGCACUCUCCUCGCGGAGUGCUGUAUUUCGAGACUUUGCUUUAGGCAUGUUCUCUUUCUGUUGCAGAGUUGACUGAGUGCAUCUACUGUAAUGGCCUGGACUAAAAAUAUCAAGUUCGCUGUGGGGGAAUGUGCAAAGAAUUAUUACUAUUUUUCUUCUCUUCUUUGUUUUCAUCUCUUUUCGUGGACUCGACUGCCUCUCGGAGCCUCACACAUCCUCUCCUCUGUCUUAUUUUAUUUGUCUAGUUUUGUGCCCUUUUCAGAUUGUUCCAUCCCAUUAAUCUCUCUUGCACCUCUUCUUAUUGCUUUUUCUUCUUCCCAGUUCGGCCCUCUGCUCUUUUUCACCCCUGGCCGGCACUAUUUUUCCUCUCUGUUGCUUUCCCAAUCCCAAUUCCUCUGAUCUGUGUCCUCUCUCUGCCUCAAUCCCAGAUAAUUCCCUCUCUGUGGAAUUGGAAGAUUGUAGCAGGCGAGAGCAAAAGAGAGAUUAUACUGCCAGAUUAGUGGACAGGAGCAGCAAUACAUAAUCUCAGCACACUCACUGACACACACACACACACACACACACAGCGCCACUCGAUCUCCUGCAGACACGUGGGUCCACGUGCACAAAGCAUUUGCCACUUGAAUAAAUGCAAAAGCACAUAAUCAGACACUUGUUGUUUUUCUGCAAACAGCUGUUUAACCCACUUUCAUUGCCCUCUGACCUGCAGGGUGAUGAGCCAUCAGCCACUGGGGGGCAUCUGUCCUCUCUGCAACUUCUUCAUCCUGUGAAGCUUAUGGGAUAGGAGUGCGUGUGCCCCUUCCCAAACACUGCAGCCCCACUGGAGUCAUUUGUGCCAAAGCUGAGUUGCGUUGAAGGAGCAGAGAUGGGCAGCCCGUGCUGCGAGGUGGGUCUAGCCGGGCCGGGGGAGCCAGCCUCGGAGGCUCUGUGUCCCGAGUGUGGCCAGAUCCACCGCAGCUGGGAGAACCACCUUUUCAACUACCGUCUGGAAGUGGACGACGACCUGGUGUGCCACAUCUGCCUGCAGCCGCUGGUGCAGCCGCUGGACACGCCGUGCGGACACACCUUCUGCGCCCGCUGCCUGCGUAGCUUCCUCCAGGAGAGGGACUUCUGCCCGCUGGACAGGACACGGCUGCAGCUGCAGGCGUGCCGCAGAUCCAGCAUACUGGUGCACAAGCUGCUGGACAAGAUGUCCGUGUCCUGCCCUCUGACCCCCGUCUGCUCCCUCAGCAUGCCACGAUGUGACCUGGAGGCACACCUCAAACACAGGUGUCCCGGGACGAGGUGUCAGCAGAUGAACGUGGAAGGCCUGCGAUGUGAGAGCGGGGAUGAGCGAGCAAUGGUGACCAGCCCUCCCAGGUCGCCCCGCUCCCCGCAGACAGAGCUGAGGGACCGCACACCCUCUCCACCCUCCGGACCUAAUGACACCAGCGGCAAUGGGCCCGUGUGGACGGACGACGCCGGCCUCGACAACCCUGCCUUUGAGGAGAGCACGGAGGAAGAAAGUGUGAUAAGGUUGGAGUGUGUGGUCCCCAGGGUGAAGCGGCCCCUCAGCAAUCCCUGCAUCCACCUCCUCCGCUCUGUCAGCUCCACCUCCUCCGGCUGGGACUGCCCCGAGUCUCCGCCUCUCUCCGCUGAAGAGGGCUGUGUGAAGUUGCCCUCGCUUCCUGAAGGAGAGAUAACUGCCAUUGAGGUCCACCGGGCGAACCCGUAUGUUGAGCUGGGCAUCAGUGUGGUCGGGGGAAAUGAGACGCCUCUCAUCAACAUCGUGAUUCAGGAAGUGUACAGAGACGGGGUCAUCGCACGAGACGGGAGGCUGCUGGCCGGGGAUCAGAUACUACAGGUGAACAAUGUGGACAUCAGUAACGUCCCCCACAGUUUGGCCCGCUCUACACUGGCACGCCCGUGCACCACUUUGCAGCUGACUGUGCUCAGGGAGCGUCGUUGUGCCUCCCGGGCACCUCCCUCCUCUUCCUCCUCCACCCCGGCUGUGCCCCACGCCCCUUGCUCCACCCCUGAGGGCGCCCCGUCCAGCCCUGCUACCCUGAGAAUCACCCUACACAAGAGGGACUCCGCAGAGCAGCUUGGCAUUAAGCUGGUAAGGCGAACAGAUGAGUCAGGAGUGUUUGUGUUGGAUCUGUUGGAGGGAGGCCUGGCAGCGAAGGAUGGCAGACUGAGGAGUAAUGACCGUGUGUUGGCGGUCAACGACCAGGACCUACGCCACGGCACCCCGGAGCAGGCUGCACAGAUCAUACAGGCGAGUGGAGAGCGAGUCCACCUGCUGAUUGGCCGACCCACCAAACCAACUCCUCCUCCACCGCAAAAGUCAGGCUUCACCAGAGACCUCUACUGCCUUGAUCACUUCCUGCCUAACCACAGCGCUACCCCGAGCCCUGUGCCAAUACACCUCUCCCGCACCAGCACUCACAGAGACCUUUCCCAGUGUGUGACCUGUAAAGAGAAACACAUCACUGUGAAGAAGGAGCCCCUCGAGUCUCUAGGCAUGACUGUUGCAGGAGGGCGGGGCAGUAAGAGCGGGGAGCUGCCGAUCUUUGUGACCAGCGUCCAACCACACGGCUGCUUGUCGAGGGACGGGCGAAUCAAACGAGGUGAUGUCCUGCUGAGUAUUAACGGGCAGGACUUAACGUACCUGAGCCACAGUGAGGCAGUGGGCACCCUGAAGGCCAGCGCUGCCUCGCCCUCGGUGCAGCUGCGGGUGCUGGAGGUCAGCAUGGUGGAAGAGCUCGACCCCGACGAGCUGCUGCCUCACACACAUGACAGUGACUUCGAUGCCAACUGGUCCCCUUCGUGGGUCAUGUGGCUGGGCUUACCCAGCUACCUGCACAGUAGUCAUGAGAUUGUACUGCGGAGGAGCCACCCGGGCAGCUGGGGCUUCAGCAUCGUAGGGGGAUACGAGGAAAGUCACGGCAACCAGGCGUUCUUUAUCAAGACCAUCGUCCUCGGCACACCUGCGUACUACGACGGCCGCCUCAAGUGUGGGGAUAUGAUCGUGGCAGUCAACGGCCUGUCGACAGCAGGAAUGAGCCACUCGGCGCUGGUGCCCAUGCUGAAGGAGCAGCGCAGCCGGGUGGCGCUUACUGUGGUCUCCUGGCCUGGCAGCUUGGUAUAGCCGGGCCAGACCAUAAGCAGGCUGCGCACCACACAGAAUGUUCUAUAUUGGGAACGACCUUGGCCAAAGUGAACUGGUAAACGCUACUGUACAUCGCUCCAUAACGGGCUUAAUCCAGGACCAAAAGCAUUCAGAACUGUAAUAGACCCAGCAGGACCAAGCCUGUCCUGUCGGGAACUGAUCCAGAUCGUGGCACGUCACUCGACAGACUGCACUCACAAACACACUGCUGUGUUCAUAUGGUCAUGUUGUCAUCACUCCCGCAGGGAGAAAUGGUACUGCAACUGUUGAACAGGCGAUCAGUGCUGUGCUCACCUCACCAGGCAGUUGUAGAAUCCAGGGCUGUAUCCAUUCAGCUGGAUGCAUCGUUGCAGGUAGAGAUAGAAUAUUAAAACUUAAAAAGUAGCCUUUGAUCCUCUGUCAGAGGAUAACAACCUGUAAUCACUAGAUUUUCUGCAACAUCAGCGUUGCAUCCAGCUGAAGAAGCCUCAGGCCUUAUUAGAAACCUGCCGCACCCUGGGGGCUCGACUGCCCGAAGGCCUCAUCACCAUGACAAACCAGCUGUCACAUCAGCCGGAGUUUUAUACAUGUGUGUGAAUGUGUGUUCUGAUUGUUUAAUAAACAUUUCCUUCGAAGGAUAAA
This is a messenger RNA of Anarrhichthys ocellatus (wolf-eel), 4500 nucleotides long. It is a transcript of the gene lnx2a, whose product is annotated as ligand of numb-protein X 2a. Gene Ontology annotation, molecular function: ubiquitin-protein transferase activity; protein binding; metal ion binding. The record is from RefSeq and is a predicted model, not a curated record. The coding region runs from base 1594 to 3858 and encodes 754 amino acids. NCBI's taxonomy places the organism in Eukaryota, Metazoa, Chordata, Actinopteri, Perciformes, Anarhichadidae. The transcript has 11 exons.